UCAAACUUAGGCUUAUGCUAUAGAUGGGAUGAGCUUAGUUUCUCGCUAGAGAUGAGCCCAGCCCAAACAACCCCUUCAACUUCAACUCAAAUUCUCAAAAUAAAAAAAGGGAAAAGCCAUUGCUGCUGUAAAUUAAAGCUCAGCAAUUUCUCAUCUGCACUUUCAAUCUGAACUUUGUACUACUAAUCACAGAGAUCUCACACACAAUAGUAGCACAAGCCAAUUGAGUUGAUUUUGAGUUAAUUAAAAAAAAAAAAAGGAUCCAGAUGAAGUGAAAUCAACUUUCUCUAAUUUCGCAAUCUUCAGAAGAAAAUGAUAGUUCAAGAGAAGACACAGGCAUCAAGUUCAGCUAAUGAAGAGAUUGAUCUUGAUGAGUUGAUGGAUGCAAGUCGUAGAACACUUUUCUUAUUGGUUGCAUGAAAGAAGCUGAGAAGCGACAAGAAAUGAAGAAACAGGGCCAUGGAGAAUAUAGAGACAUAACUGAAGGGGAUUUUUUGGGUGAAGUUACUGCAAGCGAACUAGUUAUCUGCCAUUUCUACCAUUGGGAGUUCUAUCGAUGCAAGAUAAUGGAUAAGCAUCUGAAGGCACUUGCACCCAAGUACCUUGAUACCAAGUUUUUAAAACUGGACGCAGAGAAUGCCCCCUUCUUCAUAUCCAAGCUUGGAAUCAAAACUUUGCCAUGCGUUAUACUUUUCAGGAAAGGAAUAGCAGGUGAUAGACUUGUUGGGUUUCAAGAUGUUGGCGGAAGAGACGAUUUCCCUACAAGGAGACUGGAAAAUCUGUUGAUCAAGAAAGGUAUGAUAAGGAUAAGGAAAAAGAAGACGAGGAGGAUUAUUCUGAAAGUAAACGCACUUCUGUCAGAUCAUCAUUGAACCUUGGUUCAGAUUCUGAUGAAGAAUACAAGGAAAGAGAGCAACCUUUUCUCCUUCUGUAUUAUGUAAUGAUUAUCAAGCCCUUGUGAUAUUCAAUGGUAAAUUGGCAAUAUUUCGUGUUGCAUUGCUGUUGAUAUUAUGUUCUUAACAACGUUCUGGAAAUCAACUUCAUAAUUUCAUAUCAUAAUAUACCAAGGCUCAAAAUUUUGUGUGUUA
Messenger RNA from Spinacia oleracea (spinach), 1088 nucleotides. Its product is annotated as thioredoxin domain-containing protein PLP3B-like. The record is from RefSeq and is a predicted model, not a curated record. NCBI's taxonomy places the organism in Eukaryota, Viridiplantae, Streptophyta, Magnoliopsida, Caryophyllales, Amaranthaceae. The coding region runs from base 417 to 872 and encodes 151 amino acids. The transcript has 8 exons.